UUGAGGGUUUCAUCAAUAAGAGCAAGAGUGAUAGCGAUCGAAUACCUACAGGCGAUUCCUGACGUUGAUUUAACGAGUCAAACGAUUCUGAUCACUGGAACGACGACUGGAAUCGGAACGGAAACGGCAAGAGCGUUGGCUCUCAGAGGUGCUCAUAUUAUCAUGGCGAAUAGGAAUAUCGUUCAAGCUGAAGCGUUAAAGAAUCGUCUACUGGCGGAGAAGCCAGACGCCAAGAUUGAUCUGAUAGUAUGCGAUUUAAGUUCGCUACAGUCAGUACAGGCAGCUGCAAAUGAAUACAAAGAAAAGCAAUGGUCACUUCAUGCUCUGGUUUUGAACGCCGGCAUUUUCUCACCGACACAAAAAAUGACAAUCGACGGGCUGGAGAUGACAUUUGGUGUGAACCACGUCGCACAUCAGUACCUCGUCCGAGAACUUUUGCCGCUCUUAAGGCAGUCCAGUGGCAGAAUCGUCGUAGUUUCCUCUCAUUCACACAAUCAUACUGGGGUGAGUGAAAAUCUACACCUUUUGUCAGGCUUUAAGCUUUUUGUAGAGCUUUAUGCUUAUUCGAAACUUUGUAAUGUACUUAUGGCGAUGAAGCUUCAUCGAGAUGAGAACAAGUACGGUAUAUCAGUUUAUGUUCUUCAUCCAGGAUCAAUGAUUGGAACAGGUUUGUUUCGUCCAAAAACAGGGAUUUCCUUGCCGUUCACUAAGUCACUAGAGCAGGGAGCCGCAACAACUGUCUAUUGUGCGGCAUCACCGGAAGUUGCCAAUGUCAGCGGUAAGUACUGGGAGUCUUGUUGGGAUGAUGAAAAGAACUUGGACGUGCAACUCGCUAGAGAUGAAGAAUUACAAGAUGCCCUUUGGGAGAAGACUAACAAGCUGUUGGAUUCAUUUGAAUUAAGUCGUGAGCCGAUCAAGACGGUAACUGACUCCGAAAACUAG
This is a messenger RNA of Angiostrongylus costaricensis, 942 nucleotides long. NCBI's taxonomy places the organism in Eukaryota, Metazoa, Nematoda, Chromadorea, Rhabditida, Metastrongylidae. The record is from the annotation of a GenBank genome assembly.